Messenger RNA from Psylliodes chrysocephalus, 6902 nucleotides. NCBI's taxonomy places the organism in Eukaryota, Metazoa, Arthropoda, Insecta, Coleoptera, Chrysomelidae. The record is from the annotation of a GenBank genome assembly.
UUUGGAUUAUCGCGAAAUGUUGAUACGCUUAGUCGAACAGGUGAAAAUUUAUUAAAAAGGUGUAAAUUUAAAAUAUGGUUUCUCCUAAAACGAUAUGUGAUCACGGGGGUGAUAAAUCUCCAAGUCCUGAGCCAUUUAAAGAACCAGAAGGGUUGGUUACCAUAGAACUGCAAAAUUCAAAGAGUUUUGAAGGACUAAAGAAAAAUGUGAAACCACCCGAUAAACGAAAAAAAAUUAUACUGGAAAUUUUGGUGGCAAUUUUUGUUUUCAACAUUACAGUUUUUGCUGUGGUUUAUUAUAUAAAUGAAGAACCGUAUUUCUUCAAAGCAAAACCCUUAGAUAUCAGUGACACCGAAAAUUCAAAUCUUCUAAUUAAAAAACAAAUCAGCAUAACUACCAUCGACAAACUAAUAGACGAAUGUGUAUCAACGAGACCUUUAAAAAUAUGCUGUAUCCUAUUCGGAGACACGAACGUCCAAUUUUUCAAUUACUGCUUCAAUAAUAAUAUCCUAUUACCUGCAUUUGAUAUGGAUCGUAGAAAAAAACGAGAUCUAGCUGAGGAGGUAGCCCAACGGUAUGAACCAAAUUCAUACCACACAGCAUAUUUACCAGAAACGUACAAUUACGAGAAUUAUGACGACCCUGUACAUCAUUAUAAUAAUUACGAUUAUGAACCAGAAUAUUCGUACUAUCAUCAUCAGUACCCAGAAAUCAAUGGUAAUAAAGAUGUAGUUAAUGAAAUACCUAUGAACAGUCCAUUGGUACCUACCAACAUAGUUACCAAUGAUAACAAACUACACACUGCUGCAGGAAAAACAUUUGAAAUCAAAACGAAAGUACCGAAAAAUAUGAAAUUAAUAAAACAAGAAAAUAUAGCUGAAAAUAAUCUACCUAGUACAAAUUUUAAACGUAUCAAAGGAACUUUUUCUGAAACUCAAAAUAAAGAUAAUGGAAAAUUCAAACCAGUAGUUAUCAACCCAUUAUCGAUCUUGAACGGUGAUCAUGCAAAUUUAGAUGAAUCAACAAUGCAUUCUGAUAAUUCUCCCAAAAUAGAUCAAUCAAAAAAUGCAAAAACUCCAAAUGAAUCGAUCAAAAAGACAGAUGGUUCCCAAAAAGUUGUUAAUUUGGAACCAGUUGCACCUAUAAAUGAGCAAAAUAAAGAUACUUCUUUAAAAAUAGAUCAACCAAAAAGCCCUAAUAUGCCAAAUGAUUCGUUCGUAAAGCCAGAUAAUAUCCAAAAAGUAGAUAAUUUGGAACCUGAUGCAACAAAAAAUGAAGGUAACAUUAAAAAUCUGCCAAUUGAAGAUAUUUCCGCAAAAUUCAAUCAACCAGAAGAGCCUAAAAUUCUAAAUGAUUCAUUUAUAAAGCCAAGUGGUUCCCAAAAAGCUGAUUUAGAACCAGAUGAAUCUAAAAAUGAAGAUAGCUUUAAAAAUAAAGAAACUAAGGGCACUUCUUUAAAAAUAGAACCAAAAAGUUCUAAUAUUCCAAAUGAUUCGAUCCUAAAACCAGAGGGUACACAAAAAGCUACUAAUGUUGAACCUCAUACAACCAAAAAUGAAGGCAACAUUAAAAAUCAGCAUAGCUCCUCAGAAGUCAAUCAACCAGAAAAGCCUGAAAUUCCAAAUAAUUCAUUUAUAAAGCCAGAUAGUUCCCAAACAGCAACUCAUUUGGAACCAGACGCAUCUAUAAAUGAAGACAGCUUCAAAAAUAUGCCGAAUAAGGAUAGUUCUUUAAAAAUAGAUCAACCAGAAAGCCCUAAAAUUCCAAAAGAUUUGUUAAUAAAGCCAGACGUUCUCCAAAAAGCUGCUAAUUUUGUACCUGAUACAUCCAAAAAUGAAGACAACAUUAAAAAUCCGCAAAGUGACGAUAGUUCCCCAAUAAUAGGUCAACCAGAAAAGCUUGCAAUUCCAAUCGAUUCAUUUAAAAAACCAGAUGGUUCCCAAAGAGUAGCUAAUUUGGAACCAGAGGUAUCUAAAAUUCCAAAUAAUUCUUUCAUAAAUCCUGAUGCAACCAAGAAUGAAGACAGCAAAAGUCAAGAUCGUAAAGCUAGUGAAGAUAGUAAAGAUAAAGAUAAAGAUAGUGUUACUAGUGGAAAUAGUGAAGAUAGUAAAAAUAGUGAAGAUAGUAAAGAUAGUGAAGAUAGUGAAGAUAGUGAAGAUAGUGAAGAUAGUGAAGAUAGUGAAAAUAGUGAAAAUAGUGAAAAUAGCGAAAAUAGUGAGAAUAGUGAGAAUAGUGAGAAUAGUGAGAACAGUGAAAAUAGUGAAGACAGUGAAAAUAGUCACCCAACAAUAGAUAAACCGAAAAAUCAUGAAAUUCCAAAUGAUUUAUUUGUUAAGCCAGAUACUUCUCAAAUAACAGCUAAUUCAGAAACAGUAGGUUUUUCAAAAAGUAAAACUAACAAUGAAGAAGAUGAUAUUUUAAGUAUCAAUAUUCCCUUAGACAACAAUGAAUACGCAGAAAAUUCUUACUCUAAUGCAGCAAAUGAUAGAAAUCAAAACAAAGUACAAAGCCUACCUGCAAAGGUUGAAAAUAGUAAAAAAUCUCGAGAUCAAAUAAACAGAGAUGACCAUAGAAUACGUCAAAAAAUCGACUUAGCCACGGCAUCAAUAGACAUGCAAUCAAACCAACAGACAAUGUUCAAUCCUUGCUUUAAUCAAAAUCCUUACGCUGGAGGGCAGGACCCCAAUCAAGUGCUCAGAAUAAUACCACAGUCUGCUCCGAGGUUUCAGCAAUUUUUUGUAAAUCCUCCAGUUUAUCCGUAUAUACAGAACCCUUUCACGGGUCAACAACAAUUCGUUAACCAACCAAUGCAGCAGACUCAAAAUGGCCCACUUCAAGUUACCGGUCCUGGUGGGCAGUUCUAUAUUUGUAAUCCUAUUGGUUCUCCAAAUAACAAUGUCAUGUCCAAUAACAAUAUUGCUUCGUUACCAGGAGUCGAAGUUAGACGGGAAUCUGCUAAUUUGCAGGAUUUGGUGGGAAAUAUGAAAGUGGAGAAAUCAAGCGACAAAAGUAGAUCAGCAGAUAUUAAUUGCCCCGUUGGACAAGAAGCAUGUGCAGAUGGAAGCAAAUGUAUCUCGAAAUUCCACAUUUGUGACAACGAUGCACAAUGCGCUGAUGGUAGUGACGAAGAAUUUUGUACUUGCAAAGAGAGAGUAGGAAACCUAAGAGCCUGCGAUGGAUAUUUUGACUGCCCCAAUGGAGAUGACGAAUUAGGAUGUUUUGGAUGCAACACCAACGAGUUCAGCUGUGACGAUUGGUCGAAAUCUAGAAAAAGCACAUGUAUACCUAUAGAACAACGAUGCGAUAGUGUUAUACAUUGCGAAAUUACUGGUAAAGAUGAAGAAGAUUGCUCGGUGCUAGCUGAUAACAUUGGCUCGCAACCUUUUAACAAAAUAUCAAACUCGGUUGGAUUCUUACAUAGGAAUUACAAAGGACAAUGGUACCCGACAUGUUUUGGUAAUGACGAAUGGGCAAUGGACGUGUGCAAGAUUGAAUCUGGUCCUACGGCAGUAUUACCAAAAAACCACAUGAUACUCACAACGGACAAAUAUGAUGGAUACUUCAUUAACAGCCUCCCUGAUAAACAAGCGAGUUUGGUUAAAACGUGCGUACAAGACAGAGCUACCUUCAUUGAAUGCCCCCCGAUGUAUUGUGGUAUGAGAAUAUCCAUUAAAAACCCUUAUAGAAAACACGAAGUCGAUAUUAGCGCAGAAAAUAUCAUCGAAGACUUGGAACGAGUUGCAAGUGUGAACGAAAACGAAGACGAAGUUGUUGGUGAUAGUAGAAUAGUUGGGGGCAAACCGAGUCAGCCAGCUUCGUGGCCUUGGUUGGUGUCGAUUUACAAGAACGGAAACUUUCAUUGUGGUGGAGUCCUGAUUACUGAAUUGUGGGUGGUAACUGCUUCUCACUGUGUCGAUAGAUACUGGCAAUUCUACUACGAAAUUCAAGCAGGAUCGUUAAGAAGAUUUUCCUUCGCACCGAUGGAACAAAACCGAUGGGCUUCUGUGGUCAUUGCGAACUUAAAAUACGAUAGAAUGACUCUCAAACAUGACAUAGCUCUUAUGAAAUUAUCAUCGCCUGUCAGAUUUAACAGAUACGUCAGACCCAUAUGCCUACCGAGCGAAUUUACGGCAGGAAGAAACUUCGCCGCAGGUCCUUCUCCGGGUACGAUUUGCACAACAGUCGGCUGGGGGGCCACAAUGGAACACGGCGCUGAUCCCGACCACGUACGAGAAGUUGAAGUCCCAGUCUUGGAACACUGCAAGCAUAGAGACGAUUUCGGUGAAGACGAAAUAUGCGCUGGUCUUGCAGAGGGCGGGAAAGACGCCUGUCAAGGUGACAGCGGUGGACCGCUCAUGUGCAGGAAUCCAAACAAUCCUAGCCAAUGGUAUUUGGCAGGAGUCGUUAGUCAUGGAGAAGGUUGCGCGAGACCCAACGAACCCGGAGUGUAUGCCAAAGUAGCCAAGUACAUGGGAUGGAUUGUCGAGAAUAUGGCUGAAGACAAAUUCAUUCCGAGAUUUCCACUUCAGCAAUGUCCUGGAUAUACCUGCAAAUUAACGAAGAGAUGUGUAUCGAAAAAACAUCGUUGCGAUACAGUCGUUGAUUGUUUACUGGGCGAUGAUGAGCUCAACUGUAAGUCGCACGAAAACAAUUUGUUGAUGUUCAAUAGAAACAGCGAAGAUGAUAACGAUUUAGACAGUCGAUUACGAGCAACCUUAGUUGGUUCCAAUUCGAGCAGUGUCGAUCAAAUCAAAACCCAUAAAACUGCUGACAAUACUGAUACCAUAGGGCAACCCACUAGUUAUUUUAGGUGUAAAAGCCUCCUGCAGCUGAUCCCAAUAUCCAAAAAAUGCGAUAAAAUAGUGGAUUGUGAAGAUGGAACAGACGAGGAAGGAUGCCAGUGUGCUGACUACGUAAAAAAUCGAAAUGCAAAUGCAAUUUGCGAUGGAAUUGCAGAUUGUUACGAUUUAACAGACGAAAAUUGCUUAAAAUGUAAAGGUGAUGAAUAUCAUUGUCGCCAAAGUCAAACAUGCAUCGAAUUGUCAAAACGUUGCGACGGAAUAUCAGACUGCGACAGAAAUGAAGAUGAAUGGGAUUGCGUUGCCCUUACAAAUGGCGAAACAUUAACUUUUGACAGUGAUUUACGUCCGAAGUUAGCAAUGUCUGGGAUAAUCACUAUCAAUAAAAACGGCAUUUGGAAACCUCUGUGUCAGAAUACCACAGAAAAAGCCGCCACAAUUGUUACUAAUACCUGUUACUUAUUAGGUUUUGAAGAAUACAUGGGAUAUCAAGAACGUCUAAUAAAAGACAAACCAUUUAAUGCAGUAGAAGACAACUCCGAAAAUAAAACUUGCAACGGCUUGUACAUAAAAUGUUCUAAUAUAUCUUUAGACAGCUCAAUUCACAGCGUCCAUCUUGAUAACGAUACGGACGAAGUUGAACUUUACACCUCACCCUGGAAUGCAGCUAUAUAUUCAGACGGUAUAUACAGAUGCAUGGGGGCAAUUCUAAAUUCUCGAUGGAUCGUAACAUCUUUCCACUGUUGCGAUGGAAUAAGUAUGUUGAACAAACAUUACGUCACUGCACUGUUAGGAAAAGGAAAGGCCACGCUUCAUGUAAAGGGGCCCCACGAACAAACAUUGAAAAUUGUGGAGAGCGUAAAAAUUUCUGAUACGGACAUUAUCUUACUAAGAACUGAAACGAAUAUAGCUUUCAGUAGAUACAUACAAGAUGUUAGGUUAAGUGUGAGAAGAGACGGAAGACGUAAAGAAAAAUGUGUGGCAAUUGGUAUGUACAACAACAGAGCCAAAUUUGAAUUUUUGAGUCCCAUUGAAAAUUGCAUACCAGGAUUUAGAUGUUUUGAAACGAACCUUAAGACAAAUUGUAGAGAUUCUAGCCCUUGGAGUGGAAAUAUUUUCUGCGAUUCAGGAAAUGGUUGGUAUGUUGCUGCAGUAUUCUCUGAGAAAAAUGGCUUGUGUGGACUUUCUUCUGUUGUACAAUACACCAGUGUACCAUUCCACAAAAACGAUAUAUUUAAGGCAAUGGAAAAGACCUCAUUGAAUAUUGAUGGGCCGGAAUGUAGCGGAUUUAGAUGUGCAUUAGGCGAAUGCAUAACGAAAAACCAAACCUGCAACGGCAUACAAGAUUGCAGAGGCGGCGAAGAUGAAGACUCGACGUUGUGCUACGAAAACGAACGCAUGUGCCAUCUGACGGGAGAGUGCGCAUGCCACCGUACCGAAUUGAAAUGCAAAAGUAAAACGUGUAUCCCGAAGAGUAAGUUCUGUGACAGAAGGGACGAUUGCGGCGGCGAUUUCAGCGAUGAACCUGACGUAUGUGAUUGCAGGGCCUAUUUGGAACUUACCAGCCCCUAUAAAGUUUGUGAUGGAAUCGUACAUUGCGCUGAUAGAAGUGACGAAGAUCCACAAAGAUGUCCUUGUCUGUCAAACGGAUUUAGAUGCAUUAGUACUGAUCACUGUAUUGCCAACGAUAUGGUUUGUGAUGGAUUCGAAGAUUGCCCUAACGCAGAAGAUGAAAAAGUUUGCUUGAAUAUUGUUGACGAGAAAAAUGAAACAUCCAAUGCAGGUGAAUUGAUACGACGAACAGCAGGAAUUUGGCAUUCUGGUUGUUUCAACAAAACCGUAUCGACGGAAGAACUAAACAAAAUUUGUUUCGAUAUGGGAUUCAAUAGACAUGCUUCCAAUCAACUUCCACCUCCAAAGAAUAGUAAAUUGAUAGCGCAGAGACCGGUAAUGGACCAUUUCGAUAUCGUUUGGAUACGCCGUGAGGCCAACAGCAAAUUCAAACUUGGUCUUAGAACUGCGAACGAGCCAUAUGUCAGAUUUAUACCAGAUGGAAGUUGUCAUAAACUGUUUUUAGCUUGUUUGUAGAUGUUCUCUUAUGUA